CGGGGAGAACUGAAACUACAUUUCCCGGCACGCCGCGCGCCGGCGACCCGCUUCCGGAGUGCGCGGAAGACAUGGCGGCGCCCGAGGAGCACGAUUCUCCGACUGAAGCGCCUCAGCCGGCGGUGCAAGAGGAGGAAACUAAAACUUUUAAAGAUCUGGGUGUGACAGAUGUGUUGUGUGAAGCUUGUGACCAGUUGGGAUGGACAAAGCCCACAAAGAUCCAGAUUGAAGCUAUUCCUUUGGCCUUACAAGGUCGUGAUAUCAUCGGGCUGGCAGAAACUGGCUCUGGAAAAACAGGGGCCUUCGCUUUGCCCAUUCUGAAUGCACUGUUGGAGACGCCCCAGCGAUUGUUUGCCUUAGUUCUCACGCCCACUCGGGAGUUGGCCUUUCAGAUCUCAGAGCAGUUUGAAGCCCUGGGGUCUUCCAUUGGUGUGCAAAGCGCUGUGAUUGUAGGUGGAAUUGAUUCAAUGUCCCAGUCUCUGGCCCUGGCGAAAAAACCACAUGUAAUAAUAGCGACUCCUGGUCGACUGAUAGACCACUUGGAAAAUACAAAAGGUUUCAACUUAAGAGCCCUCAAAUACUUGGUUAUGGAUGAGGCAGACCGAAUAUUGAAUAUGGAUUUUGAGACAGAGGUUGACAAGAUCCUCAAAGUGAUUCCCCGAGAUCGGAAAACGUUUCUCUUCUCGGCCACCAUGACCAAGAAGGUGCAAAAACUUCAGCGAGCAGCACUGAAGAAUCCUGUGAAAUGUGCUGUUUCCUCCAAAUACCAGACAGUUGAGAAAUUACAGCAAUAUUACCUUUUUAUUCCUUCUAAAUUCAAGGAUACCUACCUGGUUUACAUUCUAAAUGAACUGGCUGGAAACUCCUUUAUGAUAUUCUGCAGCACCUGUAACAAUACUCAGAGAACAGCUUUGCUGCUUCGAAAUCUUGGAUUCACUGCUAUCCCCCUCCAUGGACAGAUGAGUCAGAGCAAACGCUUAGGAUCUCUUAAUAAGUUUAAGGCAAAGGCUCGUUCUAUUCUUCUAGCAACUGAUGUUGCAAGCCGAGGUUUGGACAUACCUCAUGUGGAUGUAGUUGUUAACUUUGACAUUCCUACCCAUUCCAAGGAUUAUAUCCAUCGAGUAGGUCGAACCGCUCGAGCUGGGCGUUCUGGAAAGGCUAUCACCUUUGUCACACAGUAUGAUGUAGAACUCUUCCAGCGCAUAGAACACUUAAUUGGGAAGAAACUGCCUGUCUUUCCAACACAGGAUGAUGAAGUUAUGAUGCUGACAGAGCGUGUCACUGAAGCCCAAAGAUUUGCCCGAAUGGAGUUAAGGGAGCAUGGAGAAAAGAAGAAACGCGUGCGGGAGGACACUGGGGACAAUGACGACACGGAGGGUGCUAUGGGUGUCAGGAACAAGGUCGCUGGAGGAAAAAUGAAGAAACGGAAAGGCCGUUAAUUUCUUUUAUAAAGACUUGAUUUCAGCCUUUUGUUUCAUAUAAGGGGAUUGUAGAAGAGGAUGAAGCCCCCUCCAGCACAGUUCCUCAGACCGAAAUCUGUCACAGUGAUGUCGAGAACCUGCUCAUCUACUUGAGCACUCGCUCUCCUUCUGUAGGGUGCCAUUACCGCACACCGGUCUUUACGGUGCUCGUGUCAGCUUUGGUGUCUUGGUCACGAGAUGAGUAGGAUGUGUUCUUUUAUCACUUCACACAGACCUUUUGUUUUUUCAGCUGCAAGUCAAGGACUAGGUUGAUGGAGCCCUGAACCUGUAUUUGUAAAGGGAAGAAGCUUCUGUAUUUGUAAAACUGGUGAUACAUAAGCAAUCUCAGCUUGUGCUUCAUUAGACCAAAUAUGGACUAAUAAAUUUACCUACUAUUUUUAAAAGAUUCAAACUGCUUGAAAACCUUUACGGGUUGAGGGACUUUACAGAUUUAAGAUCUUGCUAAUAGGUAAGACAUUGACAGUGGCAGUUAUGUGGUGAAAUCAUUGCUUGUUCUUAAUUAAGGUAAACAUUAUUUAUGAUUUUUAAAGAUUUGCAAAGGAACGAGGUGAUGGAUGGCUUUGAAUGGGAAGUCCUGCUUAAAAGGUGGUUGUGUUUUUCUUGGGGAUGGAUCAAAGGCCUUAAGUAAGACUGCAGAGUCUCUUAGAUCCCUAGGUACAUUCACUUCCCUGACUGCUCGGUUUAAGAAGACUGCUUUCGGGUUAGGAAGAAGACUGCUCGGGUUAGGAAGACUGGUUUCUUUUCUUUUGUCUCCAUCUAUAUGGCUACAUAACUCAGAAUAUGUAAAGCUGGAUCAUCAGCUCCUGGAGAGAAAAUAGACCGUGGUUCUGUAGAGACUGGGUCAGACAGGGGAAAGUUGAUGGAAAUCAGAAACAGCUGUGAGCUUCACGGUCAUGAACAGUCUUGUGCCCUGAAGACUUUCAACUCAUAGAAGAUGCCUAAUCAUUUUUGUCAAAUGUAACAAUUUUAUUAGAAGAGAAAGGGUCUGAAUUGGCAGAACCAGGGUGAAGAGAUUCCAGUGGUUUAAGAUUGAGUUUUGAAGAGAAACUUUCUAUGUAUAUCUUAAUGGAAAGUGCGUCUUAGGGUCAAAGUAUCUGGCAAGAAGUGAAAAAUAGAUGUCAGUAAAAUUCUCUGUGGUAGUCAGGUGUGGAUGGUUACUUGCAGGAAGAUCUUUAUAAAUAUAGGGUACAUUCUGCCAGAAACGUAUCCUAAGAGGAAUGCCUGUGGAUAAGGCAUUUAUAAUUAAUUGAAAUCUAAACACAUGGAUUAUUUUGUUUAGGUUGCUCCAAAUUUCAUUGCUCCUUGUUAUGGUGCAUUUGAGUGAAGGUUAAAUUAGAAAAAUUAGGAGUCAGUAAGAAAGAAGGAAAGGAGAAAAAGGGUGGAAGAAAAGCAGGAGUCAAGUAGUUGAGUGGGGGCCAUAACUGUGACUUUGUUUUGAAUUGUGGGUAUGAUUGGAGGCUAAUUCUCCCUGAAUGUUGUAUUUUCCAGAUGGAACUUUCUGCAGUGGCUUGGAUAAUAGCAACACUUUCUCUCUGAGCCUUUGGGUAAAAGUGAAUGGAGGGUUGCUGUUGUCAUUCAUUGGAGGACUUCAGAAGCAAGCUGACAUUGAAUUGGGGUGUGGGUGGUGGGUUAGGAGAAGAGAUUGGAAUUAUCCUGAAGGUGUCUGAACUUUCUAAAAAAAUGGCGUCUCUCACAUAGGGUCCGUAGACCCCUGAAGUAUGUGCCUAUUUCUGGGGAGACUGAAAGGGUUAAAAACUGCUCUAAAGCUUAGCUGUUGUCUCUAAAGUAUACAUGUAAUUAUGCUUUGCUAGGAUGGGAUGAUAGGACACUAAGCAAAGAAAUGUGGAUGAUGCAUCUUUAGGCAUAUUAGUAGGUCCAGACUGUAAGCUAGAGUCCUACACAGAACAAAUAAAGAUAUUACUGUGGAGGACAGGAGGCACAGAAAUAAAUGAAUGUGAUCUGUUAGUAAAUGAGGACAGAGCUGUGAGUUUGUGCUAUUAUUUAGAUCUGUUCUUCAUGUUCCCUUAUCCUCUAAGGUAACAUUGCGAAGUCUUGCUGCUGAAACCCUCAUCAAGAUGUGUGUUAGUUUCCUAGGGCUGCCAUAACAAAGUCCUACAAACUGGGUGGCUUAAAACAACAGAAAUUGAUUGGCUCACGGUUCUGGCAACUGGAAGUCUGAGAUGGUGUUAGCAGGGCCAUGCAUCAUCUGAAACCUCUAGGGAAGACUCCUUGCCUCUUCCUAGCUUCUGGUGGUUGCUGGCAAUCCUUGGUGUCGCUUGGCUUGUGGCAACAUAAUUCUAAUCUCUGCCUCCCUCUCGAUGUAACCUUCUUCCUCAUGUGUCUGUGUCUUCACAUGGCCUUCCUCUAAGGAUACCAGUCAUUGGAUUUAGGGUGUACCCUAAUCCAGUGUGACCUCAUCAUAACCAAUUAUAUCUGCAAAGACCCUAUUUCCAAAUAAGGUCACACUCUGGAGUUCUAGGUAGACACAGAUUUUAGGGGGAGAUUAUUAAUCUAGUACAGACCAUCUUUCUGUAUUGCUAUAUUCUUUGGGGUUUAAGACUGCAUUGUGGAAUAGAAAUGGCAGAUAGAGUUGAUUACAAAGCAAGUGGAGAAAAGACAGAAGGUAGGUCUUCAGAAAUAGUAAGAUGGGUAGACGUAUAGAAGUUUAAAAUGACAUUCUUUUAAAUGAAAUGUAAAUUAUUUUUGCAGUCAGUGCACCAGAGGCUCUAGUUUCAGGAGUAGGAAGGGUGUUUCUGGCCUUUCCUCUGUUCCCUUCUUGAUACAAUCCCUUAGUUCUGCUUUCCUGAUAUAAGAAACAGAGCUUCAAAAUAACCCACCAACCUCUCUCCCUCCCCUAAUUGCAAACAAUUCCCACACCUAAUUUUUAUGCCUUUAAAAAAAAAAAAAAAAAAAUAUAUAUAUAUAUAUAUAUAUAUGUUUUUUCAAUAUAUGAAGUUUAUUCUCAAAUUGGUUUCCAUACGACACCCAGUGCUUAUCCCAAAAGGUGCCCUCCUCAAUACCCAUCACCCACCCUCCCCUCCCUCCCACCCCCCAUCAACCCUCAGUUUGUUCUCAGUUUUUAAGAGUCUCUUCUGCUUUGGCUCUCUCCCACUCUAACCUCCUCUUUUUUUUUUUUUUUUUUCCUUCCCCUCCCCUAUGGGUUUCUGUUAAGUUUCUCAGGAUCCACAUAAGAGUGAACACAUAUGGUAUCUGUCUUUCUCUGUAUGGCUUAUUUCACUUAGCAUAAUACUCUCCAGUUCCAUCCAUGUCGCUACAAAGGGCCAUAUUUCGUUCUUUCUCAUUGCCACGUAGUACUCCAUUGUGUAUAUAAACCACAAUUUCUUUAUCCAUUCAUCAGUUGAUGGACAUUUAGGCUCUUUCCAUAAUUUGGCUAUUGUUGAGAGUGCUGCUAUAAACAUUGGGGUACAAGUGCCCCUAUGCAUCAGCACUCCUGUAUCCCUUGGGUCAAUUCCUAGCAGUGCUAUUGCUGGGUCAUAGGGUAGGUCUUUUUUUAAUUUUUUGAGGAAUCUCCACACUGUUUUCCAGAGCGGCUGCACCAGUUUGCAUUCCUACCAACAGUGCAAGAGGGUUCCCGUUUCUCCACAUCCUCUCCAGCAUCUAUAGUCUCCUGAUUUGUUCAUUUUGGCCACUCUGACUGGCGUGAGGUGAUAUCUGAGUGUGGUUUUGAUUUGUAUUUCCCUGAUGAGGAGCGACGUUGAGCAUCUUUUCAUGUGCCUGUUGGCUAUCCGGAUGUCUUCUUUAGAGAAGUGUCUAUUCAUGUUUUCUGCCCAUUUCUUCACUGGGUUAUUUGUUUUUCGGGUGUGGAGUUUGGUGAGCUCUUCAUAGAUUUUGGAUACUAGCCCUUUGUCCGAUAUGUCAUUUGCAGAUAUCUUUUCCCAUUGCGUUGGUUGCCUUUUAGUUUUGUUGUUUGUUUCCUUUGCUGUGCAGAAGCUUUUUAUCUUCAUAAGGUCCCAGUAGUUCAUUUUUGCUUUUAAUUCCCUUGCCUAAAAAUAUUUUUGAGAGGGGGUGCCUGCGUGGCUCAGUCGGUUAAGUCUGACUUCAGCUCAGGUCAUGAUCUCACAGUUUGUGAGUUCAAGCCCUGCGUUGGGCUCUGUGCUGACAGCUCGGAGCCUGGAGCCUGCUUGGGAUUCUGUCUCACUCUCUCUCUGCCCCUCACCCAUGUGUGCUCUGUCUCUUUGUCUCUCUCUCUCAAAAACACACUUAAAAAAAUUAAUUUUUAAUGUUUAUUUAUUUACUUAGCACAUGUGGGUGCAUGUGUGGGGGAGGGGCAGAGAGAGGGAGAGAGAGAGAAUCCCAAGCAGGCUCCGAGUUGUCAGCACGGAGCCCAAUUUGGGACUCCAACUCAUGAACCAUGAGAUUAUGACCUGAGCCGAGAUCAAGAGUUGGAGGCUUAACCGACUGAGCCACCCAGGUGUGCCUAAUUUGUAUGCCUUAAUAAAGGAAAUAGCUUGUGAUAGUCAUGUGAUGCUGGCCCAGAGAAAAUUUCCCCCUUAUUUCUCACCUGAAUCAUGAAGCCACUUUACAUUCGUUGUAUCAUGGCUUCAUGAUACUAGCUAACUUGGUUUUACUUCCUCUGUCCAGAACUACAGUGAGAGGAGGAAAAUAUCUCUGCCUUAGGGAGGGGUGCAAGGGUCCCAGGGAUAGGGUUUUAGUUGGGUAGGCUAUUCCAGGCUUAAAGCAGGUCCAGAAUUCGAGGCACUCUGGAACUUAAGGGUGCUCUGAAGGGAUUCCAGUGGUUGCCAAAAGGGGUCUAGACUCAACUAGGUUAUGAUUAUUGUUUCUUAGUCCCUGAAAGAUGUGAUAAAUAUCCUAAAACUUGUCUGACUUCUAUAAAGAUAUCUGGCUUACAGCCAGAUGUUUUCCAGGUAGCUUUCUAUCUGUAGAUAAUAUCCAAAAGUCUAAAUCAGAGACUGUCUACCCCAGCUCCCUCAAAGCCCUGGGAAAGGAGAUCAGAAAGAACCACAGCCUGUGGCAUUAGUUACGAAAAGUGAAGGCAUCCGUGUUAUCAAAAGCAGGUAACAAAAUAACAUCAAGAAAGUAUGUUCUGGGGCACCUGGGUGGCUCAGUUAAGCGUCCGAUUCUCACAGCUUGGAAUUCUCUCUUUCUCUCUGCCCCUCCUCCGCUUGUGUGCAUGCACACACAUGCUCUCUGCCCCUGUCUCUAAAUAACCAUCAAAAAAAAAAAAAAAAAGUUCCAAGAUCUUGAAAUUAGAGAAUAUACAAGAAGUUUUAAUCCACACACUUCUUAAGGUGAAAUCAAGCCUCAGGGCAGAUAAUAAGUCAGGGUGUGAGUCAUCUCUUUAGUUGGAAUGACAAGAGACCCAGACCUUGGCACUAGAGAUUCAAGGGUUACCCACACCCACAUUCCUUUUCAUGCCUCACCUGUCCCAGGAAUGCACUAAAACUCCAGCUAAAAAUAACUACAGAAACUCGAACUCUGGGAAGUAGCACUGAACAGCCUACCCUAGAGUGAAGAGCUGGUUUAUGCCAAAUGGAAGACAGACAGGCAGAAAAUGGGCUCAUGUGGGACCAUGUAAUCUCUAGGAUGUGGGCCCUGAUGUCUGCUCAUACUCUUGGAAGUUUUUGCUUACAAGCCAUCCCUCCACCUGAUAUUUUCAUUAACCUAUGGGUGCCAUGUUGGUGCUGGAAGAAGCCAGAAGGAUGGGGGAAUGCAACAGAGUAUAUAGGCAAAAUGUUAGUCAAAAGACCUAUUGACUGUUACUAUGUGACCUCAUGGAAGUUACUGAACCUCAGUUUCUCUUUGCUAACAUGGAAAUAAGAUCAUCCGUCCUAUCUGCCUCACAGAGUCUUGAACCUAGUUUUUGUGUUUUGUGUUUUUAAAUUCUGUUGUCUCCCUCCCUUCCGGUGUCUGCUGUAUCCCAGCUACAGUGCCGGGUACCAGGAAGACAACACUGAAGAAGAAAGUCAGAUGCUGUUUUUGCUGAACUCAGCCUUAGGUAAAUUCAGGAUUUGUCUUAGCAUUGUGUUGUGAUUAUGCUUGUCUAGAGGGGAGGGACCAUGGCUUAUUUGUGGAUGUAAUUUUAACAUCUCAUAGGUCCUAGCACACAGCAUUUGUUCAAUAUCUGUCAUUUUCUGGAACAUACUCUGUUGGCAAUUUUACAUGUGUUGUCUCUAGUUCCUUGAAUAAUCCUGAAAGGUAGAUAUUAUUGUUCCCAUUAUAAGCUGUAAGGGCAGACUGUCAAAUCUGCUCCUUGAGAGUUUUGGGACUGUGGGCAAGUUUUUCAGCCUUUUUGUGUUUCAGUCUUAUCUGAAGAAAUGUGAAGAAAUGCAGAUAGCGAUAUACCUUCCUCAUGGGGUUGUGAGGUUUAAGUGAGGUAGACUGUGGCUUAUCAUAUGAUUAACACGUGUUAUCCAUUAUGAUUAUCAUUAUUGUUACUGUGAUUACAGAUGGAGAGUAGCUAAGUAGCUUGCCCAGGUCACAUAGCACAUAAGGGGUCAAGCAAAAUUUGGUUUCAGGACUCUGCUCUUGAUACUAUAUACACUGUGUGUGUGUGUGUGUGUGUGUGUGUGUGUGUGUGUGUCUAUAAUUUCAUAUUAUUCAUUCAGGAAGUACUUAAUGAAUGAAUGAUUGAACCAUACUAUAUAUUUUUUCUUUUGGAAAAAUCUCUUCUACCAGCAAAUAAGUAUUACCUAAAUGAGCUUUCAGACUUAACCUAUUGGGAAGUCUGGGGGGAGAAUAUGAAAUUUUCAUUUCCACCAGUAGAUGGCAGAAGGAAGAAAAGAUACCUCUGAAUGGGCAGGAGUUCUCAUCCUGAGCAGAAGGAUAAAUACUGAGCAGGGACUGAGACGUGGUGGCUGAUCACAAGGGCUCUUGAUGUCAUGUGUGGCCCACAGUGACGAAAGGGGGCCAGAGUGCAUAUGAGAACUCCCCACAGGUAUGUAAAAGGCUCAGCCUUCAAGAUCUGGGUUGACCCACAAGACAGGCCUUGGGAGACUGAAGUAAGCUGAAGUUCAGAUGUAGUAAGAACACAAAGUUGCCUUCUGCUAUUCUGUGUUCACAGUUUCAGUCUACAUUCCCUUUUCAUGUCACAGGCAGCUCUGUUCCCUUCAGAAGUGUGCCCUUCCCUCCUGGGAUUUUGAUGAAGUCGCUUGCCCUCUGUUUAUGUCCUCCCUCAACCCACACCCCAGCCUGUAACCUAUGGAUGCUGUUAUUCACCCCCGUCCUACCCCAGUACAUGUGCUUUGUGUUUAUGAAUGUAAAUUCUCUGAGCCAUUAAUCCCCUUCUGUUGUAUCCCUCUAUCUUACUGCAUAUCCAUCUAAUAAGCUUUAUCUAUUGCCCUCCCUCCUCUGUCGCAUCAGCUUGGUGCUGGUUAGCUGGUGAGCCACUCAUUUGUCCAUUCUGUCCUAAAGACGUCUUUCGGCUCCAAGUGAUGGGGAAAUGUCCCUCUGGUUCCAUAAGAAGGCAUGGUGGUCAGAAAUGCUGGGCUACCUCUGCUCUCUCUCACUUCUGUGCUGGCUCUUCUCCAAGCAUUCCUUUGCGGGAGGAGGCUGCGGGUGACUCCUGCUCAAUACCUGCCUUCUUAGAAACUCUAACCCAACCUACUUAAUGCAGCGCCAACUUCAAGCCAACAUCCUUGUUGUGUUUUCUGGGUGGGUCAAGAGAGUGGGGACCGCCAGAAGAUUUCUUAUUUGAUGUACUCUGUUUGUACAUACGUAAUGGUCUGUUUGUGAUUCUUUACCAUAAGGCGGUGGAGAGCCCGCUGUGUGCUAGGCAUUUGCUAGGGCCUUGGCAUAUAUUACUGCAUUUACUGGAGGUAAUGACUCAUCUCGUGAGGAAACAUGGACAAGCUUGUUUACGAUAUGUUAAAACCACAACCUUGUCAUUUCUUAUUCUGCAUCUUCCACGAUUUCAUGCAUGCAUCGAAGGGUGUUCAAGCACUUUUGCACGGUGGGCUUAGGCUAAUAAAAUGAAGUAGAGAUUCGGUUACAUCAUAGUUAAUCUGUGGCUUCUGAUUCCAUUUCAUCGAUUUGUGGUGGAAUUCAAAGGGCUGGGGGUGAGGGGGAAGUGAGAAAGAUGCCUCUCGGCACUGUAGUUUUAUAUUUUCACCACAUUCCUACAAAAUGAAUAAAUUUGACAUUUGGACUCU
This is a messenger RNA of Acinonyx jubatus (cheetah), 9610 nucleotides long. RefSeq names its product DEAD-box helicase 47 (gene DDX47). Gene Ontology annotation, molecular function: RNA helicase activity; ATP binding; nucleic acid binding. The transcript has 12 exons. The record is from RefSeq and is a predicted model, not a curated record. Lineage: Eukaryota; Metazoa; Chordata; Mammalia; Carnivora; Felidae. The coding region runs from base 72 to 1439 and encodes 455 amino acids.